Messenger RNA from Sinocyclocheilus rhinocerous, 1495 nucleotides. RefSeq lists its product as uncharacterized. The transcript has 4 exons. The coding region runs from base 343 to 1041 and encodes 232 amino acids. The record is from RefSeq and is a predicted model, not a curated record. Lineage: Eukaryota; Metazoa; Chordata; Actinopteri; Cypriniformes; Cyprinidae.
AUUCUGAUUCUGGUAAACCAAGGCUUCUUGGGGCUUAUUGCUUUAUUUUGUACAGUUAUGAACUCGAGUCUGUCCAGAAUGACCAUUAGGCCUUUUCUAUUGAUCAUUCAUAUAUAGGGAAAUACAUUUUCUUUGCGUAAAGAUAGGUUAUGAAUGAAUAUUUGCCUCAAAAGUUAUGGAAAGUUCAUGGAAAUUUCUUGGUUGAAAUGUGUACGUAGCCUGUGAAAGUCAUCAAUUUUUUUGUCAAACUUUAUUGACAGCCCCCAUUUGUAACAAUUUCACUACCCCAAAUAGGUUGAUGCUGGAGAAGACGAACGAAGCAUCAGGGAACAUCUGCGAGUAAUGAAGGAGGAAACAGAGAAGCUUCGACCAAACAUAGAGCUCCUCAAAGAAAAGAUGGCGCUGAUAAAAUGCUACCGAAGAAAUUUUGUGUCCAACCAUAGCACAGAGGAGACUCUCUCUGAGUUCCCGUGUUUCAGACUGGCGAAAAUGCUCCUUUGGGAUCUGAGAGACCACACCAGUGUUGAUGUGGACCAACAAAUUCUCACACAGCUCUCUGUAAUGGCACCUCGAGUCCUUCAAGUUUCGCGGAGUCCCCUGAAGGACAAGUUCAGGCGAAUGAUUGAGGACUGUGAAGAUGGCAGACUGAAAAAAGGCCAACAGUUGGAAGCAGCUAUUCUGCUCUUGCCUGCACUGUUCAAGGAGGACCCGGGGUUGCUGUAUGAAGUUGAGGGCCAUGCUCAGACCAGCCCUCCUGACAUCCCAACACCUAAAAUGGUGCUUAAAGGCUGCAGGGAGGGUCAUCCCAUGCAGUAUGACCACAUUGUGCUCACUUUGGAUGGCCAGGUAAUCACAGAGGAGAGCGAGGACAUCUCGAUGGCACUGGGUCUCCUCUUGUGUGUAUAUUUUGCGUUUGGAAUCCAGUAUCCUACAGGACUGAAAAAAAUACUGAUCUUUUUGUACUGUGUUGUUUUGAAAUUGAAGGAUGCAGCCGGACUUCCUGUCACUGUAAAAAGGGUGUACAACUCAAUCUGUGAGUAGACUUGAGGAGUCAAUAUUCUCUCUUUCUCUCUCUUCCAGUUUUAGUUCCAGUUUCUAUAUUGUUUUUGAAAUCCUGAAGGACUUACAAAAGACUUCAAAGCAUAACAGUUUGCAAGUGGUUGUAUUAAAAGCAAUUGUGCAAUUUCACUCACUCAUUAAUCUAAUGUUAAAAACUCUAGAUUUUCCAAAUAAAGUAAAGAAUGUAUGUAAAAAAAACAAAAAACAGGACUCUUGUCUUCAAAAAUUUACAUAUUUCAAGCUUGUUGCAUUAUUUUGUAUGUGUAUAAAAGGGGAGUAUAUUGUGUUGUAUAUGCAUAUUCCCUGACUUGUCAGCACUGGUUUUUAUUUGCUGCUGAAAGAAAUAAAUUAAAAGGUUUUGAAAGUGUAAUGUAUUUUGUUUCUCAGUAAGCAUUUAAUACAGGAUUUUGAAUCUUUAAAGCCACAAUUUGGUAAG